Molecule: messenger RNA, 1623 nt
Organism: Metarhizium brunneum ARSEF 3297
Lineage: Eukaryota; Fungi; Ascomycota; Sordariomycetes; Hypocreales; Clavicipitaceae
Product: D-aminopeptidase
Source: RefSeq, a predicted model, not a curated record
AUGGCACGGCGGACCGUAUACAAGUUGAUGGUCGCCGCGGCCGUGUUGCCAGCCGUAUUGUCCGCGCAGAUUUCAGUCUCCAGUCCCCUCUCCGCGCAGACAAACAAGAGCCCCUUCACGGGUGACUUCAACAGCCAUGUGGAGGUUCUGAUGGAUGAGUGGAAGUUGGCGGGGAUGGCAGUGGCCGUCAUCGAUGGCGACGACGUCUUCACAGAGGCAUACGGCUACUCGAACCUCCCGGACACAAAGGCCACGCCCGAAACGCUCUGGUUUACUGGCUCGACGACCAAGGCGCAGCUCGCGGCGUCUCUAGCCCACCUCAUCGACGCCAAGCACCACCCGGCCCUCAAGGACGGCUGGUCCACGCCCAUCUCGUCCAUUAUCCGCGACGACUUUGUCCUCCGGGACAGGCAUGCCACGGCGCUCCUGACGCUGGACGACGCCGUCAGCCACCGCACCGGCGUGCCGAGCCACGACUUCGCGCUCGCGACGUACCCCGACUCCAACGCCAGCACGCCCGUCGCGCACGCCGUCCGGAACCUGCGCAACCUCCCGGCCCAGCUGGAGCCCAGGGUGGAAUGGCACUACUGUAACCCCAUGUGGCAGGUCCUGUCGCACGUUGUCGAGACCGUCACGGGGGCGUCGUUGCGCAAGACUCUGGAGAGCGUCAUCUGGGCCCCGCUGGGGAUGAAGUCGACGUUUCUGGACGUGGACAGCGCCAGGGCGUCCGGGCUGGAUCUCUCCACGGGGUACUGGUACGACGACAAGAAGGGGGAGCACGUCGCCAUGCCCUUCAUGGCCACGGCCGAGGUCUCCGGCGCGGGGGCCGUCAUUUCCAGCGUGGUCGACUACGCGCGCUGGGUAAAGGCGCUGCUGAAGAAGGACGCGUUUCUGUCCGAGGCCACGCACGAGGACAUUGUCCGGCCGCGCUUCGUUUCCAUGGCGGAGCCGAGCAAGGGCGCCGACGUGACGACGUACGCGCUGGGCUGGUUCCGGACGGUGCUGCACGGCGAGAGGACCAUCUGGCACUCUGGCUCGACGGGCACGCACGGCGCGCUGGUGUACUGGCUGCCCGAGAGGCAGUACGGCCUCGUUGUCUUUGCGAAUUACCCCAACGGCGUCUUGGAGGCGGUGACGUAUCGCCUGCUUGAGGACAGGCUGGGCGUCCCACAGGACAGGCGUAUCGAUAUCAACGGAUUACAAAAAGAAGCCCUCCGAAGAAGAAAGCAGGACCUUGCCAACGCCACAGCGCUCCUGUUCCCAAGGCUGCCCUCUCCUCGUCUCCCGCCGUCCGUGGACCCGUCGCUGCUCGCAGGGACGUACCACAACGAUGGAUAUGGGAGGCUCGCGCUCAGCGAACAGACUGGGGACGACGGGAGGACACUGCUGGUGGCGGAUCGGCCAGAGUUCAUUUGGGCGCAGCGGGUGACGCUGGAGCACGCCUCCGGGGACUACUGGACGGCGCGGUGGCGGUUCAGAGACGAGAGCCCUGAGACUGGGCAGUUUUUCAAGGCGCGCUUCGUGGUGGGCAGCGAUGGAGAGGUGGAAGGGCUGGAGGUUACGUAUCGAGCUGGUGUAGACGGUUUCCUGGACGGAGUUGUGUUUUAUGCGAGGACCAGGUAG